AUGGAAAGGACAAAGUUGACCUCCAUUGAGCUCCACCCCCGGGCACUGUCGCAGUCCGGGGAGGAAGAUGUGCCACUGCACGCAAGUCCGGACGGUAAUGGGAUAUCAUCUCGGCUGAAAUUCCGAUGUCUAGGGGCAAAAGGUACAGUUGAAAAGUGGAAGAAGACCCUCUAUAUGGGAUGUAUGGCGACUCUUGUUGUGCUGGGGUUUAAUCUAGGGUUUAUGCUGUGGGCGGUGACGCAUCUCGGGUUGGAAGGGGGACGAGGGGUCUUGUUUUCGGGAGCCUGCGACCAGACAAAGAAGAUUAGUACUGGAUUCCAUUUGCUGAUCAACCUUCUGGGGACGACCAUGUUGGCAGCAGCAAUGCCUCUGCGCCCCGACGAGGCGCGAUAUAGAUCUGGCCCAUUUGGAGGGACGGUGGCUGGAUGUCGGUGUACAGAGUAUGCGAAACCUCUGGCACAUUCCCCGGAAGAAGCUUGCUCUCUGGGUUUCUUUGGCACUUUCGUCGCUGCCGCUUCAUCUCGUGUAGGGUUCACGGCCACUAAUAGGAGGGACUGUAUCAACACAUAUGCAACAGACGUCCGGACCAGAUAUGGUAGCCUGCUUCUAGUCGCCGACGACUUUAACUCCACUUAUUACGACUUUGCUCUCAUAGGUCCUUGGAACGACGCUCACGAUCCGUAUAACUGGAUGUGCACCGCACUGGAGGCCUCCCCCUGCUCCAGGAUGAUUCACCAGGUCAAUCCAGAUAACUGGACGAUAACAGAGGAGAUUGUAGAAUGGGUCGGUGAAAGGAUUUUUGAUCCGACAACGCAGACGUACCCAGUGAUUGGCCCCAUGACGUUCAGAGUGCGGUAUUGCCUAGCCGAGACGGUACCAGAAAGGUGCACCGUUGAGUAUAGCUUGCCGUUGGUUAUCAUCGUCGUUCUAGUGAAUCUCAUCAAAGCUACCACCUCAUGGGCUACCACGGCGAGUAUAGCAGACUCGCCUAUCUUGACCAUGGGGGAUGCCAUCGCCACAUUUCUCAGGAGCCCAGAUGCCACUACACAUGGCGAAUCACUCCUUUCACGGGAUAACGUGCUAAAGCCCAGCAUCAAACCCCUAACAUAUUGCGCGACCCCUCGAAGAUGGGGCUCAUCUGUUUCAUUUCAACGUUGGAUCAGCUGCUUCUUACUGUACGGUGCCAAUCACCGACCCCCUCCUGCCUCCAGUGUUUCCUCCACUGACCCCUUCAGCUUCUUAAUGACAAUCAUUGUCUGCAUUAUCCUCCUUGCCUGCGGCAUCAGUACAAUCAAUAGUGGCCAAAAUCCCUGGGAAACUGGAUUUGGGCAACUGAGGUUGGUAACUCUUAUUGGUGGCGAUUCGCCAACCUCUCUCGUUUCAAACACUAUGAUUGCCAACACCCCGCAAGUCGUAUUCUGCGUGCUUUAUUUCUCCGCCAAUGGCAUCUACACCAUCAUGACACUCUCAAGUGAAUGGAGUGACUACGCCGUUGAACGCAAAGGUCUGCGGGUGUCGGUGGUGCCGUCCGGGUCCCAGCGUAGCACCUAUUUUCUUUCCCUGCCGUACCGGUACUCCCUCCCUUUAAUGAUGUGUUCAGGCAUGUUCCACUGGCUCAUCUCACAGAGCCUAUAUCCGGUUAGCAUCACAUUAUAUUCACCAGACCUUACCCGGAACCCCCUGUUGGACGUAACAAGAUUAGGGUGCUCACCGAUGGCAAUUGUGACGACAUUAUCGCUGGGGCUUGUAAUGCUGGCGUGUUUGGGGGGGCUAGCGUUUAAGAGAUUCAAGUUGGGCAUGCCAGUGGCUGGUAGUUGUAGUCUCGCAAUUGCUGCGGCGUGUCAUCCUGUUUUGGUUGGGGAGGGUGACGAGGUGUAUGGUGAUAUCACUGCCAUCAAUGAAACAGAACCUCUGAAGUGGGGAGUGGAAGAGUUCGAGGAUACCGAAGUGGGACAUUGUGCGUUUUCAAGCAAUGCAGUGCAGGAGGCGCAACAUGGAAUGGUGUAUGAAUAG
Aspergillus terreus NIH2624 is the source of this 2013-nucleotide messenger RNA. RefSeq lists its product as uncharacterized. Lineage: Eukaryota; Fungi; Ascomycota; Eurotiomycetes; Eurotiales; Aspergillaceae. The record is from RefSeq and is a predicted model, not a curated record. Bases 1 to 2013 code for a protein of 670 amino acids. The transcript has 3 exons.